This is a messenger RNA of Penicillium daleae, 2568 nucleotides long. RefSeq names its product glucan endo-1,3-beta-D-glucosidase. The record is from RefSeq and is a predicted model, not a curated record. The transcript is spliced from 5 exons. Gene Ontology annotation, cellular component: cell surface. Bases 1 to 2568 code for a protein of 855 amino acids. Gene Ontology annotation, molecular function: glucan endo-1,3-beta-D-glucosidase activity; endo-1,3(4)-beta-glucanase activity. Lineage: Eukaryota; Fungi; Ascomycota; Eurotiomycetes; Eurotiales; Aspergillaceae.
AUGGCUGCCAUAUUGAAAACAACAGCCGUGCUAACAUGGCUUCUCGCUGUAGAUUCGGUAAACUGCCUGCCUCAGCCAGUGGGCACUGUUGCUGAACAAAUCUUGCAACAAUCAGCAACAUAUCCAGAGACGGUCUUGAAGACUCAAUAUCCUCCGUCAAACCAGCGAAUCGCCAUACCGGCAGCGGAACCAGAUUAUCGAGUCGCUCUUGAUAUCAGUGGUCACCCAUCGCAGCUUCCUUUUCCAACAGUCGACGUUGGUCGCAUCCUAGACGGCAUCGGCGGGUUGUUGUUGCCCCCGUCUACGUCCUUGCCAACUGCACUUCAGCCCACCGACACAUCGAACGAGAACUCUCCAGACACAACAUCUUCCGUCGCAGAUUCUGCUCCCACCAUGCCUGCCGGUCCAAUGAAUAACCAAAACAUCUUCGAACCCGUCGCGACUGGUGUGGUUCCUGCCAGCAUCAAGACUCGCCAUGAUCACCCAGUUCAAAACAAACAUGCAAAUGCCACUAAUCCGAUUGAGACCAACAAGUUCUAUGCUGGCCUUCUCCUGGGUUCGCAAACCAAUGCUAGCUUCACUCAGCCUUACUCUCUCGCCUGGUCAGGAGGAGGGGGAAACCUCAAGAGCUGGGGAAUGAGUGUCUCUCAUAUUGAGGCUAAUGUCCUUGCCUUCGGUCCUCAGAAUUCCAAGAUUCCCGGAAACCCAGUCGAUUAUUACAUCAACCCAAUCGGUCUUCAGCACGUCAUUUUGUCGGCAUCUGAGCUAGAUGAAUCCAGUGUUUUGGACAUUGAGGAGCCCAAGGCAUUUUCGGCGAACGCUGUUCUCAAGCGAUCUGGUGGUUCCGCACAGAGCAUCACAUUCCCCAUUAUUCAGGGUAUGGGCUAUGUGACUGGCGUGUACAAUGAUCUGCAGCCCAUCGUUGAGAGUGGAGUCUUCUUCCGCAAGGUUAUCGAUGCCGGUUCCCCCAAGCCGGGUAUCUUCAAGUACCAGCUGUUCCUGGAAGAUGACACCGUCUGGUUGCUUUACGUUACCCCUGAUGAUGGAAAAGACCCUCAGUUCAAGCUUGUUUCCAACUCUAACUUCCAAGGUCCUUCUGAAUUUAGUGGGACCAUUCAAGUCGCCAAGAAUCCCGCAGGCAAGGAUGUUGAGAAGUUUUAUGACAACUCUGCUGGCGUGUACCCUGUUGCGGGCGCCGUUUCUGGUGCUGUUACCGGCAUUGUCGGCACUUAUAGCCUGUCAUGGACCAAGGCCGGCAAGAAUGCCACUGGAACCCCCCUCAUCAUGUUCGCUUUACCUCAUCACGUCGAGUCCUUUGAUGACAGCACUCGUGGUCGCGCCACCAACAUUCAACUUCGCACUACUACCAAGGGCAAUGCAACCGCCGUGAUUGGCGACAGCUGGAUCAUGACUGAGCCGGAUCUGCCAAUGGAAAUGGGAUUCGCUCCAUGGUCGCCUACCAAUGGAAACGUUCACACACUGUCUGCCGAUGCCCAGCGAGCUAUCGUCCAAAUCGCUCCUGUUGAGCUUCAGCAGGAUAUCGAUGGCCAGACCAACCUAAACAGCAUGUACUACAGUGGCAAGGCCCUGAGUAAGUUUGCGACCUUGAUUUGGACGGUCAGCAACCUGGGAAAUAACACCGAUGUUGCGCAUGCGGCCUUGGUGGAACUCAAGAAGUGCUUUGCCCGCUUUGUGCAGAAUCAGCAGCAAUACCCACUUGCCUAUGAUUCAGUCUGGAAGGGCGUUGUGUCAACUGCCGGCUAUGAUGGUGACUUGAACGUCGAUUUUGGAAAUACCGCCUACAAUGACCAUCACUUCCACUACGGCUACUUCAUUCAGGCCGCCGCUAUCAUUGGUUCGCUGGACCCUACCUGGCUUGCUCAAAACAAGGACUGGGUUAACACGCUUGUUCGCGAUGCGGGCAACUCUGUCGAGGAUGACCCUUACUUCCCCUUCUCGCGCUCUUUUGACUGGUUCAAUGGGCACUCAUGGGCAAAGGGUCUCUUUGAAUCCUUCGAUGGAAAGGACCAAGAGUCUACUUCUGAAGACACCAUGUUCGCCUACGCUAUCAAGAUGUGGGGCCAGACUACUGGCGAUGCCAGCAUGGAGGCUCGCGGAAACAUGAUGCUGGCCAUCCUGCGCCGCUCACUGAACAACUACUUCCUCAUGCAGAGCAACAACACUAACCAGCCACACAACUUCAUCGCGAACAAGGUGACUGGUAUCCUGUUCGAGAACAAGGUGGAUCACACGACCUACUUCGGCAACAACCUGGAGUACAUUCAGGGUAUUCACAUGUUGCCUUUGCUACCCAACUCUGGCUAUACUCGUCAGCAGCAGUUCGUUGCUGAGGAGUGGCAGGCCAUGUUUGCCGCUAACGCUACAACUCCUGCUACUGCUGUUGAUGGUGGUUGGAAGGGUGUUCUGUUUGCAAACCUCGCCCUUAUCGAUCCGCAGGCAUCAUGGGACUUCUUUGCUCAGCCCCAAUUUGACUACAGCUGGAUUGAUGGUGGUGCUUCCCGUACCUGGUACCUUGCGUAUGCUGCUGGUCUCGGUGGCGGACCUUGA